Synchiropus splendidus (mandarinfish) is the source of this 5431-nucleotide messenger RNA. RefSeq names its product leptin receptor (gene lepr). Bases 202 to 3288 code for a protein of 1028 amino acids. The record is from RefSeq and is a predicted model, not a curated record. Gene Ontology annotation, molecular function: cytokine receptor activity; protein binding. The transcript is spliced from 22 exons. NCBI's taxonomy places the organism in Eukaryota, Metazoa, Chordata, Actinopteri, Syngnathiformes, Callionymidae. Gene Ontology annotation, biological process: cytokine-mediated signaling pathway. Gene Ontology annotation, cellular component: external side of plasma membrane.
CUUCAGUCUGCUCCUCCGCUGCAGAAGAAGCAGGACCUGCGCGCCAGCUCAGCCUCACAGCGUCGCUCCGGCGAUCUGAAAACACCUCAAGGAGGAAGCGCAGCUGGGAAGAAGUCACGCUCGUAACCGGGCUGCUCCGAGUCCGAACAGUGAUCAUCAGACGAAGUCCGGUGAAGCAAUGCCCACACUCUGACAGUCAAUAUGGUUCGGUGUUUGAUGUUGCUGCUCCUGGUGCACGUCGUUCUGGUGUUUCACGGCUCGAUCUGUGUGGAUCAAGUUGCCAUAGACCUCCCGUGGCAGGACCAGUUAUGCUGUCACUCAACACCUGUUCACCCUGGUGUGGAGGCAGAGGGCAGUUCUGCAGAGAUGAAGCGCUCUGAAUCUGACCUCCCACACCGGCCCCACUGCAUGUUCUCCCGCUCAACAAGUCCUGUGCUAGAGCAAAAUGCAAGUGUCUGCGUGAACGUGCUGUGCUUCAUUGAGGAAAACUGGGAGUACUUAACUUGCCAUCGUCAGUCUCUCAUCUCAUCAGGAAACCUGUCUAUUACUGCUGUGGCAGUUCACCUUCAAUGGCUGAAGUCCCCAGUUAAUGCGUCAGGGAAUGCUGAGUAUGCGUUUAAUCAUCCUGUCCGUUGUGCAUCCGAGGAAUCCCUCCCAUGUUCUCUUGCUUCUGAUACUAUGGCAAGUGUUGCCAUGGUGACCUUUAGUGUCUUCAAUGAAACAACAAAGACAGUACUGCUCAACUUUCCAGCUAGGCCAGCAAAGCCCAGCGCUCCCAUCAACCUGUCUUACAAUCAGACAGUUGAGGCAAUGUUGUUCUUGCUGUGGGAGGUCCCGGACUACUCUGACUAUGGCCUCCUCAAAUACCAGGUCCGUUUCGCUGUGAAUGCCAGUCUUCCAGUUUGGCAGGUUAUUAACGCUACGCUUGACAAGCCUCAACUGGUUCUGGAUCUGAAGCCAAAACUCCCUUACACAGUACAGGUGCGCUGCUCCACCAUGGCUGAGCCCCCGAUGUGGAGCGACUGGAGCGACUGCCUACACAUCUUCCUUGAUACUGUGAGUUACAUCCCUGAGAAAAUUGUUGCACAACCGGGGCAGAAUGUCACAGUGUACUGCCUGUUCAACGACCACAACUCUGAUGCCAGUGGGGCUAUGUGGACUUUGAACCACCAGCAGCACCUUCAUCGUAGCCAGUACCACCAGAUCAACCAGUGGGUCAGCCAGAUCACCGUAAGACCCUCAGAGAAUGGAAUGUACGACCUGUUGCAGUGUACACAGGAGUGGACCAUCCCCUACAGCCAGAUCUAUGUAGAAGGAGCUUCUAUUGACAUAAAAUGUGUAACAAAUGGGGAUAUUGAUGCUAUGGACUGUAGCUGGACCACCACCCAGCUGACCACACCCAUAUUUAGGUCAAGAUGGGCUGACAUGCUGUGUGAUGAGAUGAAGGCGCUGGAGGGAGCCGGGGUGGUUGUUGGCAGCACCGGUCCAGUUUGCCAUCCGAGCUGGUCUGGACACUGCACCAUCCGACCUCUGAGGAUGAACUGCUACAAGCUCUGGUUGGAGAUCGAAUCAGAAUUUGGUCCCAUCAGAUCCAAAGCUGUCUACUUGUCUCCAGCAGACCACAUUAAAGCCCACCCACCAACAAACAUCAAAGCUCUGAGUCGGGGCAGUGGGGUCCUGAAGGUUACAUGGGAUCCACCAAGGCUUCCUGUGAACGGACUCCAAUGUCAGCUCCGUCUACUCUUGCCAUCUGCAGCCAGAGCUCAGCCGGAAUGGAAGGUUUAUAGUCCAUUAAGCGACUCCUGGAUGGAGGUUGCGAUUCCAGACAUGUGCUGGGUCUACAGCGUGCAGGUCCGCUGUGUACACGCCUAUGGCUCUGGCUACUGGGGCGACUGGAGCGAGCUGGUGUACUCCAUGCCUGAAAAUAGUCGAGCUCCAGAACGUGGACCUGAUUUCUGGAGGAUUCUUCAGAAAGAUCAGCAGAGAACCACAACCAAUGUUACUCUACUUUUUAAGCCAAUCCAAGCAGCAGGCCGUUCUUACUGCAUUGAUGGAUUCAUAGUUCAUCGACAGCUGGCUGGUGGUGGUGUGAACAGAGAUCGUAUCAAAGUGGUGUCCUCGUACAGUUUCGAGUGGAACCAUGAUGUCCAGACUGUCACAGUGGAGGCCUUUAACAAUAAGGGGAGCUCAGCAGACAACAUUCAGAUGACCCUGGAGAGACAACCCAAGCGUCGGUGUGUGCGUUCUUUCCACGCGCUGAUCAUCAACAGCACGUGUGUGUCCCUGCUCUGGACUCUGCUAGACAACAGCUCUGUUCCUCUUUCCAUGAUGGUCCAGUGGUCUUCUCCAAAGCAGCAGGAUCAUCAUAAGGGUGAAGCUCACAUCAUGUGGGCCAGAGUUCCUUACACUGACCGUACCGUCUAUCUCAAAGGAGAUUUCUAUGGCUUUGAGGAGACGGGCUUUCAGUUGUUCCCAGUCUUUGCUGAUGGAGAAGGAAAGUCCGUCUAUACCGUCGCCUCUAAAGGAGAGCCGGCACCCUACGUUAUGCUGAUGAUCGUUUCUCUCAUCUCCAUCGUUCUGUUCGUGUCGCUGAUCCUGUCACAGAACAAAAUGAAGAGGUUUGUGUGGAAGGAAGUGCCAAACCCAAACAAGUGUUCCUGGGCCAGAGGACUGGACUUCAAGAGGGUCGACACCUUUAAUCAGGUGUUCCAGGCAUCGGACGGUCUUCCUGCCUGGCCACUGCUGCUGCCACCUGAGCACAUCUCUCAGGUGUGCAUCGUGGACAAGAUGGACCACAGCGCUUUCACUCCACCUGCACCUAUCUCACUGAAUUGUGAACCAGCAAUUGAACCAGUCAUAGUUGUCUCUCCGUCAAUGGACAGUGAGAGCCUGCUCCAUGCCACCGUCGACCAGUCUUCGGUCACGUACGCCUCCGUGUUACUUGCUGAUCCGCACCAAUAUCACAUCCAGUACAAAGACGGGAGCGGCUCCAGCGACGAGGGAAACUACUCCGCCAACAACUCGGACAUCUCCGGCCUGUGGGAGCUGAGCGAACCACGGCGGUCCUGCUCUUUGAACUCCAUGGACGAGUUCUACGAAGUGUCCGAACCGGAAAACGACAGCUCCGACGUCAUAGAGCUGAAAUACUUGAGUCUGAACUCUCCAGAGGGGGAUGAAGAGAUCACGGAUGCAGAGCUGCUAAAAAACUUAGCACCUUGCCUUGAACACGAGUUGAUACGCGGCGAUGGCUUGCAGCUCUACAUGCCUCAGUUCAGAACUGCUCAUUAACUUACUGACCAAAUCCAGCUGUGCACUGCACAAAGGCUACAGAUAUGCAUCAUUACGUUCCAUUGUGUUGUGAGGCCGAGCCAGUGCACCAAACUCUUAACCAUCAUUGCUGCUAUUGUGUUCAGUGGAGAAAAAGAAAAGGCUAUUUCAUUUUCAGGAAUGUGAUGCUGAGCUUCAUCUGUGCUACAUGUGGUGUGGUGGUCAAACCAGCAGCUAGCUAAGAGCGCACUAAAGCACACAACUGCCACACCCCCGUACCAGUCAGGUGAGAGUCCUGGCCAACUGCUGCUGUGUUUGUGCUCGAUACAAGUCUACAUCCUCUUGUUGGCAGGGCUCUCCUUCUUGACGCACAAACACCAGGAGCUUGAAUCAUCAGGUGUAUGUAGCAAGCUACAUCUGUGGGGGAGGUGCGCUGAAGGUGGAGGAGCAAGUACAUCAAGACAGUGGUUGUUCAGGUGAUAACUGACUUUUCUGUUUACCCGUGAGUUGCCUUUCUUUAGCAGACAGCUCGUAGAAGUGUCAGGAAAAUGUGAGUUAUCAGCUUUGUGUUGGUGUAUAGUGGCAGCACAAUUCAGUUUCAAAGGUGACUACAUUUGAACAGGUUUACAAGUCACAACUGCAGGUGUGUUUACAAGUGAAGUGCAAAACCAAUCAAAAUCCAGGUUUAAAGGUGCUUUUUGUCAGAAUGCUUCCUUCUGAUCAAACACUAGAUAAGUAUAUCUCAAACUAAGUGAAGCUCGUGAUUUUUGUGGUGACGUUCCAUCCAGAGCCAUUUUUCAGUGAGUCGGCUCUCUGUGCUACUCUGACUUGUGAGUCGCGCAGUUUCCAUUUUGCAGCUACCACAGCAAGCUAGCACAGUUGUGUUAAUGCCUUCCAUCAAGACACCAUCGUGAUAGCCCUCAGCUCUUUUUGUCUGGUGUGAUAUGUGGUUAAAUUGCCAAUAUAAUUGUUGUGUGUGUGAAGACAGAGGGGUGAGCAUGGGAGCAAGACCAAGAUGGAGGCUGCUGCCUAGAGACUAGCUCUGGACUGAGGGUGAACGACUUCUUACAUGUCGAGAAUUUAGACCGUGGUUUGAUGGUCAUCCUUGUUUCUCCUUCAACAAAAUUUUAGUUGCAGUUUACAAAUGCAAUAGACUUUCAGUCGACCAGUUGUCGGCCUCUUAUUUGAGGAUCGUUUUUAAGCCGUCUGUGGAACACCUACAAUUGUCUACUGCUCAUAAUGGUUAAGGUACGGGUCACUUUUCUUCAUGGUCCAAGAAAAAUUUCCAUCUGAAAGGAAUGCAAGGACGGGAUGGAGAUUUGCAGGUUUUGCUCCAACCGAUCACAGCUUCACCAGGUGAGGUUUCAGCUGAAACAAGCCGCACCGGUCUGACAAUCAACUGUCAAUACUCCUAGCACCUUUGGACGCCCCAGAUUUUGAGGAACACGAGUUUCAUUUGAGCAAGCUGUUUCUUCAAGAGGCCAAAGAUGAGGUGUUUACAGCAAAACAAAGCCCUCAGUCUUUCACACACACACCUCAUCACUUUGGGUGGGAAAGUCAUUCAUAUGGUCAGCAUAAGUGUGCACCAUAGUGCCAAAUGCAAGCUGAGCCAGAUGGAAACACCUUACAUUCCAUAACUGUGGCAUGGAGACUGCGUCGCUUCAUCGUGAGCAAGAGACUCUGAGUAGUGUGUGAUAUAAAACGGGUGAUGCUUGGGUUCACUGUGUGACUGGUCUAUUGUUCUCUAAAGAAUAAAUCCUCCUUUGUAGCUGUUGUUUGCAUGACCAGGAGAAGAACAACGACCGCCAUCAUAUUUCUCAAACACAUUGUUUGUCCACUCACCGACCUAAAGAAAGUGCUGUUGUGUACCAAUGAGUGCUACAGUGUACAACUGUUGUGUAAACCACUGAGAGAGAGAGAGAAUGUACAUUGAAUACAAAAUGGAGAGACAUUUAACUUUUGCUAUUUGAUCAUGGAAAUAAAGUGUUUACUGUGAUUCUGUUUGCAAUCACUCAUAUCCGUCCUACUAUUUCCUUAACCGGAUAGUGAUCGGCUGGUCCAUCUCAGGGCAUGCGCCAGACCAGAGAGGAUAUUCUGCCACCUGGUGGUUGCAAAGGGAACUUUUUAAGCUGGCUCUGUGUAUUUCCUGUAAAACAUGGAUCAA